Molecule: messenger RNA, 759 nt
Organism: Lodderomyces parapsilosis
Lineage: Eukaryota; Fungi; Ascomycota; Pichiomycetes; Serinales; Debaryomycetaceae
Gene: ADK1
Product: adenylate kinase
Exons: 1
Coding region: 1-759 (252 amino acids)
Biological process (GO): ADP biosynthetic process
Cellular component (GO): mitochondrion; cytoplasm
Molecular function (GO): AMP kinase activity; ATP binding
Source: RefSeq, a predicted model, not a curated record
AUGUCAGUCGAAGAUUUGAAAAAUACCGUUGCUAAAUUACAAGAGAGAAUCCAACAAUUGGAAAAGAAGGUUGGUGUUACUCCAGCACCAUCAGCCGACUUCGCUAAACAAUUGAGAUUGGUUUUGAUCGGUGCUCCCGGUUCAGGUAAAGGUACUCAAUCCGCAGAUUUGAAGGAUAAAUUCUGUGCUUGUCACUUGGCCACUGGUGAUAUGUUGAGAUCACAAGUUAAACAAGGAACUCCCUUGGGUCUUGAAGCUAAAAAGAUUAUGGACCAAGGUGGUUUAGUCAAUGAUGAAAUUAUGGUCAACAUGAUCAAAUCAGAAUUGGAAAACAACAAAACUUGUGCCAAGGGAUUCAUUUUGGAUGGGUUCCCAAGAACCAUUCCUCAAGCUGAAAAAUUGGAUGCUAUGUUGAAUGAAAGGAAAACUCCCUUGGAAAAUGCCAUCGAAUUGAAAAUUGAUGAUGAAUUGUUGGUUGCUAGAAUCACUGGUAGAUUGGUCCACCCAGCUAGUGGAAGAUCAUACCACAAGAUUUUCAAUCCACCAAAGAAGGAAAUGACUGACGAUCUUACUGGUGAACCAUUGAUUCAAAGAUCUGACGACAAUGAAGAAGCAUUGAAAAAGAGAUUGGUGACUUACCAUCAACAAACUGAACCAAUUGUUGAAUACUACAAAAAGACUGGUAUUUGGCAAGGUAUUGAUGCUUCGCAAAAACCAGGAAAGGUUUGGAACGAUAUCUUGAAAUGCUUAGGACAAUAG